AUGGGCAUGAGGGGACGUAUCACGAAGGCGAAGGAUGGACCGGGGCGGUGGGGGACAUCGUUCAUGAAAGCUGACAUGAUAGUGGCGCCUCUAACCAUUACGUCAUACCGGGAGGACGUCAUCGACUUCACCAAGCCUUAUAUGGAAUACGGCAUCGGUAUGCUAAUGAAGGUGCCUGACGCGCACGCGCACCACGACUACUGGGCGUUCCUGAAACCGUUUGAACUAGAGGUAUGGCUGACGGUGAUUGGCUGUCUGCUGGGCGUGGCCGUUCUCAUGGUCCUGCUAGCUGCAAUGCGCAGCGCGUUCACCAGGGGCGCUCUUAGCGACGAAGGCGUGAACUUGGGAACCACCGUAUGGCUCUCCGUCGGCUGGAUAACUGGAGACAUCGCGGUUCCUGGUGGGAUCUCCAUCCGGGUCCUCGCGCUGGCCUGGGGAAUCUUCACCCUCGUGGUGGUGAACACCUACACCGCCAACCUGGCCGCCUCGCUCACCGUCAAGUCCCUCCAGACGUCAAUCAACUCGCCAGACGAUCUGAUUGGUCAGACGGAAAUCGGAUACGGGAUAUUCGAAGACUCGGCUUUCCAGAGCUUCCUGGAACACCAGGCCGGUUUAGAGACGCUGUACGGAAAGCUGUGGAGAGAGAUACAGCUGCAGGAAGACGGGCUGCAGCGAAGCCUCCACGAGGCUGUGGACAGGGUGCGACAGGGGAACUACGUCUUCUUACACGACGGACCGUUUGUGGAGUACGAGGUCCUCCAUGACGAGGCAAACAAUUGUGAGUUGAUGAUGGUGGGGAACACUUUCCUCCACAGAAGUUACGCCAUCGGCUUGCCGCACGGCAGCCCCUACACAGAGGAACUCACUAUAAGCGCUCUUGAGAUGAAAGAGAGAGGAGAACUCGACGAGUUGAGAACAAAAUGGUGGCCGGCUUCUGGGUGUGACCUUCACGGGGGGUCAAACUCCGUCAGCAGCGCUGAAGGUCACGAGAUCGCCGAGUUCUACGGGAUCCUGAGCAUUCUGGGAAUGGGGGCGGGGUUGGCUUUGAUCGUGGCCGCGUGCGAGAUCGCCUGGUUCUACAUGGUGAGCGUAUUCUCCCCGCCUCCCUCUCUCUCCUUCUCUGUUUCUCUCCCUAUUAUAUCUUAA
Branchiostoma floridae (Florida lancelet) is the source of this 1146-nucleotide messenger RNA. RefSeq names its product glutamate receptor ionotropic, delta-2-like. The transcript has 7 exons. Gene Ontology annotation, molecular function: glutamate-gated receptor activity; transmitter-gated monoatomic ion channel activity involved in regulation of postsynaptic membrane potential. Lineage: Eukaryota; Metazoa; Chordata; Leptocardii; Amphioxiformes; Branchiostomatidae. Gene Ontology annotation, cellular component: plasma membrane; postsynaptic membrane. Bases 1 to 1146 code for a protein of 381 amino acids. The record is from RefSeq and is a predicted model, not a curated record. Gene Ontology annotation, biological process: synaptic transmission, glutamatergic; modulation of chemical synaptic transmission.